This is a messenger RNA of Camellia sinensis, 230 nucleotides long. Lineage: Eukaryota; Viridiplantae; Streptophyta; Magnoliopsida; Ericales; Theaceae. The record is from RefSeq and is a predicted model, not a curated record.
AUUACGAGUCUGAGGAAAAUGCUCAAAUUGUUUACUCAGCAUUGGCUGUUGACAAGGAGUUGCAGCCGGACAAAGUGAAAAGGCAGAUGAUUGUAUCUAAUGGAAAGCUUUCUGUGCAUUUUGAAGCAGUUGAAACAAGAUUUCUUCGUGCAUUAUUUAGUGUUUUCGUGGAUGUUCUUAUGCUCGCCACAAAAACAAUUGAAGAAUUUGGUCAAGGAAUGGAAUUAUGA